GUCCGCAGCGCGCGUGCGUCAACGUUUGUGAAGGCCUGUGUGUGUGUGCGUGACUAGCCAACGUGCUAAUCCAACAAUCGGACCGUUACAAAGAUUUUCAUAAUUAAUAACCUCCUCAUAACGACUUAUAACACUCAGAACGCCUCCCAGCUCGGGGUAUGUACACACGAACACGCCGCAGUUUGUUGUGAAUUCAUAUUUAGCCAAGCUCAGGUCGGCCCGAUUCACAUCCAGGAUGUCCUUCCCCCCUCAUUUAAACCGGCCGCUGUUGCCACCUCCCGGGUUGCCCCCUCAGUUUGCCGGCUUCCCCUCAGGAACUCCAAUGAUCCCAGUUCAUGUGGGCAUCAUGACCUCAACCCCUACAGUCAUGAUGCCUUCUGUGUCUGUGGUCAGUAAACCUCCGCUUGUUAAGAAGGACCUUAUCGCCAUGCGAGCCAAAGACAACGACGACAGCGGCCCCACCACCACAGUGUUUGUGGGGAACAUAUCGGAGAAAGCCUCGGACAUGCUGAUCAGACAGCUGCUGGCGAAAUGUGGAAUUGUCCUGAGCUGGAAGAGAGUCCAAGGAGCAUCUGGCAAGCUUCAAGCCUUCGGGUUUUGUGAGUACAAGGAGCCAGAGUCCACGUUGAGAUCGCUGCGUCUGCUCCAUGACCUGCAGAUCGGAGACAAAAAUCUGUUGGUGAAGGUGGAUGCGAAGACUAAAGCUCAGCUGGACGAGUGGAAGGCCAAGAAGAAGACUGCAAAUGGGAACAAGAAGGCUGAAGACGGAGGAGACGACGAGGAAGAGGUUCUGGACGAGGAGACGAAGAAGAAGGAUCAGAUUGUCAAAGGCGCCAUCGAUGGACUGAUGCGGGAAUACGCUGCCGAACUCAACGCGCCUUCACAGGACGAAGACUCACAGCGACGAAAGAGGAAAAAGGAGAAAAAAGAAGAGGACGACAUUAACACUAUUGACAUGGAGGAGGACAAGAGAGACCUGAUAUCUCGGGAGAUUAGUAAAUUUCGAGACACUCACAAGAAACUAGAAGAAGAGAAGGACAAGAGGGAGAAGGAGCGGCUGGAGUUUGAGCGGGAACGGAGGGAGCGGGAAAAAGAGCGAGAGCGGGAAAGAGAGCGGCGGGACCGCGAGAGGGAGAAGGAACGGGAGAGAGAACGGGAGAGGGAGAGGGAGCGAGAACGGGAGAGGGACCGAGAAAAAGACCGCGACCGCAGGCCGAGAGAGAGGGAACGAGACAGAGACUGGGACAGGGACAGGAGCCGCGACAGGACCCCCGAACGCAGCCGAUCCAGGGAGAUGAGUCGAGACCGAGACCGAGACAAAAAACGGGACCAGGAGGACGAAGAGGAGGCGUAUGAACGCAGGAAGCUGGAGAGGAAACUCCGAGACAAAGAGGCAGCCUAUCAGGAGCGUCUAAAAAACUGGGAGCUCAGGGAGAGGAAGAAGGGACGGGACUACGCCAAGGAGUCCGAGAGAGAGGACGAGCGCCGACGAGAAAUGGUGAAAGAGGGCAAGCGGUUGAAGGAGUUCCUCGAAGACUACGACGAUGACAGAGAUGACCCCAAGUACUACAGGGGCAGUGCACUGCAGAAGCGUCUCCGAGACCGAGAGAAGGAGAUGGAGGCAGACGAGCGUGACAGGAAGAGAGAGAAGGAGGAGCUGGAGGAGAUCAGACAGAGGCUGCUAGACGAGGGCCAUCCGAACCCAGACGCAGAGCUACGCAGGAUGGAGGAGGAAGAGGAGGAGCGUCUGAGACAACCUCCCAUCAUCCAAGAGCCGGAGCCCGAGGUGGAACGGGAACGCCACAGGGGUUCACGGGACCACCGUCAGGAACAGGAGCGUCCGGAGCCCCGCUCGCGGCCCGCGCACUCGGACGACGACGUGGAGGAGGGCGAGGAGGACGACUUUGACAACGACGAAGAUAACCCUGAUGUGAAACCGUGCUUGAGGCCCACGAUGAGGCCCAUCACGGCCGCACCCUCGGUGUCGUCGGCCAGCGGCAACGCGUCUCCCAACACGCCCGGAGAAGAGUCGCCCUGCGGCAUCAUCAUCCCCCACGAAAACUCCCCGCCCGAGGCGCUGCCGCAGGAGGAGCACCGGCCCAAGAUCGGGCUCAGCCUCAAACUGGGUGCCACGGGAAGCCCGAGCCAGCCCAACGCAGGCAAGAGGAAGAAGCUGCCCGUGGACAGCGUCUUCGACAAGUUCGACGACGAAGAGGCCGACGAACAGCCUCGCAAGAGGAAGCUGGUGCCUCUGGAUUACGACGACGACAAGAGCCUCGGGGUGGACGGAGCCGGGCUCUCCAGCAUAAAGGGAGCCAACACCGAGGAGAAGCGCAAACACAUCAAGAGUCUGAUAGAGAAGAUCCCCACGGCGAAGCCCGAGCUGUUCUCCUACCCGCUGGACUGGACUAUGGUCGACACGACGUUAAUGGAAAGGCGUGUUCGGCCCUGGAUCAAUAAAAAGAUUAUCGAGUACAUCGGAGAGGAAGAGGCGACGUUAGUGGACUUUGUCUGCUCCAAGGUGAUGGCUCACAGUAUGCCACAGAGCAUCCUGGAUGAUGUUGCCAUGGUUCUCGAUGAAGAAGCUGAAGUCUUCAUCGUGAAGAUGUGGCGGCUGCUCAUUUACGAAACCGAAGCAAAGAAGAUCGGACUGGUGAAAUAAGCAAAACAACCACUGAAUGAAAAUUUUCUUUUUCUAUACACGCAUCAUAGUGUAGCACAGAUAUGUCACCUCCCCUCCCUCCCCUCAAACGAAGCGACUCGUCCGCACCAUACAGACGGUCACUGCAGAUUCUCAUUCACGUCGUUCAGGUCACGUCGGCUCUCCUCCCUCGACAUACUCAGGCUACACUCGCUUCCUUUCUCUGUUUUCAGGUGCUGACUGUGUCGGUGUGCUUCUCUGUAUAUACACUUAUUUGACUACGGUGAAAUGAUUCCUCGAGGAAACUGCUGACAGGACCAUUGUAAGCUUUGUUUGUACACAUGCCAACACUUUUUUUUUUCUGCAAAGACUCCUCUGCAGGAUUGCUAACAAGCAGUCCGUCUACCGGUUUCAUGAACUUUUCUUUGAAGGUGUGAAAUCUGGCUCGCAGUCGGACACAGAUUUUAAAGUAUGCACAACUACAGCAGGGGUGAUUGUUUUUGUUUUUUUACAGGGUUAUUUAUUCAGGGUUUUGGACACAUUUCUGUCGAGUUAUCACAUUUUCCUUGGGUCAAUUUUCCUGAUCACAUUCCUGAUAAACGUGUUGGCAUGUUCUCGUUCUCAGACCAUCUAUAUUAAAAAAACAAACAAACACCAAGUUGUCAUUUGAAAAGUGUCGACCACAGAAUAUCUCGAGUGGUGACAUCCCUGCAGCUGUAAAAGCACACACACACACACGUCAUAACCACUAUAUGAAAAUGAGCUAAGAACGGGAAAUGAUUUGAAGUUGUGAAGAUGCUCUCCAUUUGUUUUUGUAUUGGUGAACAUUUGAAUAAAACUGAUUUUUAUAACUGUU
This is a messenger RNA of Larimichthys crocea (large yellow croaker), 3497 nucleotides long. RefSeq names its product RNA binding motif protein 25b (gene rbm25b). Gene Ontology annotation, cellular component: spliceosomal complex. Bases 236 to 2662 code for a protein of 808 amino acids. NCBI's taxonomy places the organism in Eukaryota, Metazoa, Chordata, Actinopteri, Sciaenidae. Gene Ontology annotation, biological process: regulation of alternative mRNA splicing, via spliceosome. Gene Ontology annotation, molecular function: mRNA binding. The record is from RefSeq and is a predicted model, not a curated record. The transcript is spliced from 17 exons.